AUGGCUCCGGUGCUAAACAUCAUCAAUGAGACCUGCGCCUUGCUCGCGCUGAGCACGCGCCGGCUCAGCCUACAGCGCAGUCCGGCUUCGCCGUCUUGGGUGGAUGACGUGGACGUGCUUGUCAGGGACCAUGGCCCUGUCUUUCCGGUUGCCGUGCCAUGGGGCAUGGCUUUGGCCACGCCUUGGGCCCAAGAGAUCCAUGAAACCUCAGGGACCCUCAACAGCCUCAACUCGAAAGCCGAUGUGAUGGAGUUUCAUGGUAUGACACACACCACGCUCAGUGCCGGUGGUCAGCUUGGAGAGCUUCUUCUUCUGCCGCAAUAUGAGGGCAACCCUGCGAGCAUGUUGUUCACAAGGUCUCUGUCGGGAAUUCCCGGGUACUUUCAUGGAGUCGCAGGCACUGGCUUGCAUAAUGUCACCUUGGAGGGCUCAGUGACCAGCCGAGGGGCCUUUCACCGCUUCCACUUUGAUAGGGCGGCAGGGCAGCCAGGCCUCAACGUGAUGCUGGAUCCACAAGGCCUCCAGAAAUCUGCAUUGUCGGAUUCCCAGCUGGAAGUCAAGGAGAAGGAGCAGAUCCUGGAGGGCUGUAGCCUAGCCCAGCGCUUUGACAAAGAAGCUGGCGAAUCUCUGCUCUGCUUCGCGGUGAGCUUUGACGUGCCCUUCACGCACUCGGCUACAACCUCGCAGGCCAAGCUGGUGUUCGAUGGCCAUCCCAAGGAGGUGAAUGUGCGGGUUGGCCUAAGCCGAACCAGCGUGGCCUAUGCCAGGCGGAACUUGAAAGCAGAGCUGGCGCAGCCACUGGACAAAGUGAUACUUGCGGCAAAGCAGCGCUGGCAAGAUGCCUUGAGCACGGUGUUGGUGGACAUGACACCGCCCGCCAGGCUCAGGCACUUCUAUACAGGACUCUAUGAGUCAUUGCUAGCACCACACCUUCUUUCAGAGCAUGAUGGUGUCUACCGGAUGCCAAAUCGGAAAGGAACGAGGCCCCUGCAAGGGAAGGGGGAGGUCACCAAACUCGGCGAGUUGGACACGAAGAUGCCUACACGGACAAGCACUGACAAGAAGGACGUGUACAACACCGAUUUCCUACCAGAUACGUAUCGCGCCCUUCAUCCUUUGAUGAAUCUGAUUCAGCCGUCAAUGUCCCGAGCCUUCGGCGACUCAAUGUUGGAGCUUGCCAGGCAUCAUCCGGAGGGCAUGAUCUCCAGAGAUCCAAGCGGUACCAUCCUCGCUGGCCUGGCACUGCAAGGGCUUAUUCCCCAGAGCGAUGCCUUCGCGCUUCUGAAUCGCUCGCUGCGGCUUGCAGCAGAUGACCGUCCUCCGGUGAGCUCGGUUUCUUUCAUUGCGGAGAGCGUGCCCGCUUCAAUGUCGAAAGCGCUGGAGCAAGCACGUGCAGACCAAUGUGCCAGCAUGCUUGCCAGCAAGAUGGGCCUGGGUCCAGAUGCAGAGCACUUCCAUACGCAGAUGAAGCGUGUGUACCAGAAAUGGGAUCCAUUGCAGCAUGUCUUUGCGCCGCAAGUCCACGCACGCAAGCCCCGCAAAGUAAGCCGGCUCACUGGCGCAGCGCCGGUUCCUGCAGAGGGCACCGCAUUGCAGUAUUCCUUUGCAGCCAAUUUCAACGUGGAUGAGAUGGUCCGACUGCAUGGAGGGCGGGGUUCAUUUCUCCAAGCCUUGGACCAGUUCUUCUACCAAGAGCCGGGUACCCAGGGUGGGGAUUUGUCUGGAAACUUCCAGGGUCUGUCACUGGAAGAUGAGCCAGCGCUGCAUGUUCCAUAUCUCUACGGCCUGGAGGGAGAGCUGAAUCGCACUGCUCGACUGGUGGACACCUUGGUGAAGACCACACUUGUAAGUUCGGAUGGCCCGCGGCCCAGCGAUGAUCACGGGGCCCAGUCUGCCUGGGCAAUUUUGAGUUUCCUGGGCAUGUACCCUGUGGACCCUUGCUCUGGCGACUUCAUUCUGGGCCGUCCGUUCGUGUCCCACGCUUCGUUGAAAGUUCCCGGGGGCGAGCUGCAGAUCCGCGUCCACAACCAAGGCGAAGAGCAUAUGCACGUGGAGAAGGUCUCAUGGAACAGCAAGACCUUGGAUCUCUCGAAGCCUGUUCUCCAUGGGGCUGAACUCGCUAAAGGAGGUCUCCUGGAAUUUUGGAUGACCUCCUGA
Symbiodinium pilosum is the source of this 2157-nucleotide messenger RNA. The record is from the annotation of a GenBank genome assembly. NCBI's taxonomy places the organism in Eukaryota, Dinophyceae, Suessiales, Symbiodiniaceae.